Messenger RNA from Mesitornis unicolor (brown roatelo), 1662 nucleotides. RefSeq names its product zona pellucida sperm-binding protein 2-like. NCBI's taxonomy places the organism in Eukaryota, Metazoa, Chordata, Aves, Mesitornithiformes, Mesitornithidae. The record is from RefSeq and is a predicted model, not a curated record. The transcript has 12 exons. The annotation marks the transcript as partial.
ACUUCUGUGAGCAGUGGACAGCAUGGAGCAAAAUACACCAUCAGCUUGUUCUUGGAACAUCAGUGGGAAGAUGACAAAUGGGGAUUAACCAAACUUACUAUCAUCAAGGAAAUAGAAACACCAUUUGAACCAGUAGAACUUGCUAUAACCAACAACUCAAAUCUGAGUGCAAGGCUAAUGAAUGUGACAGUGGGAAGGUUCCUCCCAGAUGUAGAGCUUGUGAGCUUAACCAUUGAGGGGGCAACUGUUGCUGUACCUGAAGCCAUUCAGCAUGGGUAUCUAACAUACAAGAUCAGAUAUGCUAAUGGAAGCAAAGCCUAUGUAAUACAAGUCCCAUUUGAUGCACCAAGCAUUAAGGAAGAGUACGUGAAAGAAGACAUGAAAGCAUACACCCUGAAUGUCACAGUUACAUUCAUAACCCAUCCAUCAAAUGAGAGCUUCGCUGUCCCAGUCAUAACAGUGUCCACUGUUAAAGACACAGUACUGCCCAGUGCAAGAGGAUUUUGUGAUGGGAGGAACCUUCAUCUCAUUAUCACUCGUGGGAACAUUGACCAAAACUGGGUACCCUUCAUCUCAGACUGGCACCUGACCCCAGAGGCUGCACAGAAGUACAACUACAGCCUGAGGGACAAUGGCACUCACUUGGCAGUCUCUGUCCCUUUCCUUUCUUCCCUUUUGAACUAUGAGGGUUUUCAUACCUCUGGAAUAAAGGCUUCACUCCGCUUAACCUUGAAGGAUGGCAUCACCUUGGCUAAAAGGAGAGACUUCUCAAUUUCCUGCAGAUUUUCACCUUCAGAGCUAAUACAGUGCCUGCCUAAUGGCACAGUGGUUAUUACUGCAGUGAAAUUUGUAGGAAUUUCAGACCUGGACACCAACCAGCUUGUCUUGAGGGACAGACAAUGUAAACCCAGCCUAGUGACAGAAAAGACUGCAACCUUCAAGUUCAAUGUGAACACUUGUGGAACAAGUAGAAAGUUCAAUAGCACAACUAUGACGUAUGAAAAUGCUGUACUCUACUUCAGACCUGGCAAUGAUACACCAGUAUACCAACUGAAGUUUGUGUGCUCGUAUGCAAUCAAGCAGACUGUUGAUGUCAGAUACGAAUCUAAGAGGAACCCACCACCCAGUGUUAAGCCAGGGCUUGGCUCUCUAUCUCUUUCACUGAAGCUUUUCAAAGACAAAUCCUAUUCAGACCCCUAUCAGGAAUCAGAAUAUCCAGUGUUAAAAUACCUGAGGGAGGCACUGUAUUUUGAAGUUGAACUGCUCCAGCCUGAAGAUGCGAGACUGGAACUAAACCUGGAUGACUGUUGGGCUACAAAAUCCCAAAGCCAGGACAGCCUUCCACAGUGGCCCAUCCUUAUAAACGGGUGUGAAAACAGCGAAGACUCCUACCGAACAGUCUUCCAUGAAGUUAACUAUAGUCUCAGAGUAAAAUUUCCUCAGCACCUAAAGAGAUUUGAAGUGAGGAUGUUUACCUUUGUACAAGGCACAACUCUGUUACAAGAGCAGCUGUAUUUCCACUGCAGUGUAGUGAUCUGCAGCAGUAUGCAACAGCCUUCAGGGGCUGUUUGUCCAAAGAGAUGCAAUCUUGGAAAACACAGACUAGUGCUGAAUUCCAAGUCUUUCUUUGUGACUUGUGUUGGACCUAGUUUGCUGAGCUAA